Messenger RNA from Nycticebus coucang (slow loris), 7468 nucleotides. RefSeq names its product calcium voltage-gated channel subunit alpha1 G (gene CACNA1G). Bases 20 to 7159 code for a protein of 2379 amino acids. Gene Ontology annotation, molecular function: low voltage-gated calcium channel activity; voltage-gated sodium channel activity. Gene Ontology annotation, cellular component: plasma membrane; voltage-gated sodium channel complex; voltage-gated calcium channel complex. NCBI's taxonomy places the organism in Eukaryota, Metazoa, Chordata, Mammalia, Primates, Lorisidae. The record is from RefSeq and is a predicted model, not a curated record. Gene Ontology annotation, biological process: positive regulation of calcium ion-dependent exocytosis; calcium ion import; calcium ion transmembrane transport. The transcript is spliced from 38 exons.
AGCCCCGGCUGGCCAGAGGAUGGACGAGGAGGAGGAUGGAGCGGGAGCCGAGGAGUCGGGACAGCCCCGGAGCUUCAUGCGGCUCAACGACCUGUCCGGGGCCGGGGGCCGGCUGGGGUCAGGGUCCGCAGAAAAGGACCCAGGCAGUGCGGACUCCGAGGCGGAGGAGCUGCCUUACCCGGCGCUGGCCCCGGUGGUUUUUUUCUACUUGAGCCAGGACAGCCGCCCGCGGAGCUGGUGUCUCCGCACGGUCUGUAACCCCUGGUUUGAGCGCAUCAGCAUGUUGGUCAUCCUUCUCAACUGUGUGACCCUGGGGAUGUUCCGGCCAUGUGAGGACAUUGCCUGUGACUCCCGGCGCUGCCGGAUCCUGCAGGCCUUUGAUGACUUCAUCUUUGCCUUCUUCGCUGUGGAGAUGGUAGUGAAGAUGGUGGCCUUGGGCAUCUUUGGGAAAAAGUGUUACCUGGGAGACACAUGGAAUCGGCUUGACUUUUUCAUCGUCAUUGCUGGGAUGCUGGAGUAUUCGCUGGACUUGCAGAACGUCAGUUUCUCAGCUGUCAGGACAGUCCGAGUGCUGCGACCGCUCAGGGCCAUUAACCGGGUGCCCAGCAUGCGCAUUCUCGUCACGUUGCUGCUGGACACACUGCCCAUGCUGGGUAACGUACUGCUGCUCUGCUUCUUCGUCUUCUUUAUCUUCGGCAUCGUUGGCGUCCAGCUGUGGGCAGGGCUGCUCCGCAACCGAUGCUUCCUACCUGAGAAUUUCAGCCUCCCCCUGAGUGUGGACCUGGAGCGCUACUACCAGACAGAGAAUGAGGACGAGAGCCCCUUCAUCUGCUCCCAGCCACGCGAGAACGGCAUGCGGUCCUGCAGGAGUGUGCCCACGCUGCGUGGGGAGGGUGGUGGUGGCCCGCCUUGCGGUCUGGACUAUGAGUCCUACAACAGCUCCAGCAACACCACCUGCGUCAACUGGAACCAGUACUACACUAACUGCUCUGCAGGGGAGCACAACCCCUUCAAGGGUGCCAUCAACUUCGACAACAUCGGCUAUGCCUGGAUCGCCAUCUUUCAGGUCAUCACGCUGGAGGGCUGGGUCGACAUCAUGUACUUUGUGAUGGAUGCUCAUUCCUUCUACAACUUCAUCUACUUCAUCCUCCUCAUCAUCGUGGGCUCCUUCUUCAUGAUCAACCUGUGCCUGGUGGUAAUUGCCACGCAGUUCUCAGAAACCAAGCAGCGGGAAAGCCAGCUGAUGCGGGAGCAGCGCGUGCGGUUCCUGUCCAACGCCAGCACCCUGGCCAGCUUCUCUGAGCCGGGCAGCUGCUACGAAGAGCUGCUCAAGUACCUGGUAUACAUCCUCCGUAAGGCAGCCCGCAGGCUGGCCCAGGUCUCCCGGGCAGCAGGCGUGCGGGCUGGGCUCCUGAGCAGCCCAGCUUCCCUCGGGGGCCAGGAGCCCCAGCCCAGCAGCACCUGCUCUCGCUCCCACCGCCGCCUGUCCGUCCACCACCUGGUGCACCAUCACCACCACCACCACCACCACCAUUACCACUUGGGCAAUGGGACGCUCAGAGCCCCCCGGGCCAGCCCAGAGAUCCAGGAUAGGGAUGCCAAUGGGUCCCGCCGGCUCAUGCUGCCACCACCCUCGACACCUGCCCUCUCUGGGGGCCCCCCAGGUGGUGCGGAGUCUGUGCACAGCUUCUAUCAUGCCGACUGCCACUUGGAGCCUGUCCGCUGCCAGGCCCCCCCUCCCAGGUCCCCAUCUGAAGCAUCAGGCAGAACUGUGGGCAGUGGGAAGGUGUACCCCACUGUGCACACCAGCCCUCCACCAGAGAUGCUGAAAGAGAAGGCACUGGUAGAGGUGGCCCCCAGCUCUGGGCCUCCCACCCUCACCAGCCUCAACAUCCCACCCGGGCCUUACAGCUCCAUGCACAAGCUGCUAGAGACACAGAGCACGGGUGCCUGCCAAAGCUCUUGCAAGAUCUCCAGCCCUUGCUCAAAGGCAGACAGUGGAGCCUGUGGUCCAGACAGCUGCCCCUAUUGUGCCCGGGUGGGGUCCAGGGAGGUGGAACUCACUGACCACGAGAUGCCUGACCCAGACAGUGAGGCGGUUUAUGAGUUCACACAGGACACCCAGCACAGCGACCUCCGGGACCCCCACAGCCGACGGCAACGGAGCCUGAGCCAGGAUGCAGAGCCCAGCUCUGUGCUGGCCUUCUGGAGGCUGAUCUGUGACACCUUCCGGAAGAUUGUGGACAGCAAGUACUUUGGUCGGGGCAUCAUGAUCGCUAUCCUGGUCAAUACGCUCAGCAUGGGUAUCGAAUACCACGAGCAGCCCGAGGAGUUGACCAAUGCUCUGGAAAUCAGCAACAUCGUCUUCACCAGCCUCUUUGCCCUGGAGAUGCUGCUGAAGUUGCUCGUGUAUGGUCCCUUUGGCUACAUCAAGAAUCCCUACAAUAUCUUUGAUGGUGUCAUUGUGGUCAUCAGCGUGUGGGAGAUCGUAGGCCAGCAGGGGGGUGGCCUGUCGGUGCUGCGGACCUUCCGCCUGAUGCGCGUGCUGAAGCUGGUGCGCUUCCUGCCGGCGCUGCAGCGGCAGCUCGUGGUGCUCAUGAAGACCAUGGACAACGUGGCCACCUUCUGCAUGCUGCUCAUGCUCUUCAUCUUCAUCUUCAGCAUCCUGGGCAUGCAUCUUUUUGGCUGCAAAUUUGCAUCUGAACGGGAUGGGGACACGCUGCCAGACCGGAAGAACUUCGACUCCCUGCUCUGGGCCAUUGUCACUGUCUUUCAGAUCCUGACGCAGGAGGACUGGAACAAGGUCCUCUACAACGGCAUGGCCUCCACAUCGUCUUGGGCGGCCCUCUACUUCAUUGCCCUCAUGACCUUUGGCAACUAUGUGCUCUUCAACCUGCUGGUCGCCAUUCUGGUGGAGGGCUUCCAGGCAGAGGAAAUCAGCAAACGGGAAGAUGCGAGUGGACAGUUAAGCUGUAUUCAGCUGCCUGUCGACUCCCAGGGGGGAGAUGCCACCAAGUCUGAGUCAGAGCCCGAUUUCUUCUCGCCCAGCCUGAAUGGCGACGGGGACAGGAAGAAGCGCUUGGCCUUGGUGUCCCUGGGAGAGUACCCAGAGCUUCGAAAGAGUCUGCUACCGCCUCUCAUCAUCCACACGGCUGCCACUCCCAUGUCACUACCCAAGAGCUCUAGCACCGGCCUGGGCGAGGCACUGGGCCCCCCUUCCCGUCGGACCAGCAGCAGUGGGUCGGCUGAGCCAGGGGCAGCCCACGAGAUAAAGUCACCGCCAAGCGCCCGCAGCUCCCCACACAGCCCCUGGAGUGCAGCCAGCAGCUGGGCCAGCAGACGCUCCAGCAGGAACAGCCUUGGCCGAGCCCCCAGCCUGAAGCGGAGGAGCCCAAGUGGGGAGCGGAGAUCCCUGCUGUCGGGAGAAGGCCGAGAGAGCCAGGAUGAGGAGGAGAGCUCAGAAGAGGAGCGGGCCAGCCCAGCAGGCAGUGACUGUCGCCACAGGGGUUCCUUGGAGCGAGAGGCCAAGAGCUCCUUCGACCUUCCAGACACACUGCAGGUGCCAGGACUGCACCGCACAGCCAGUGGCCGCAGCUCUGCCUCUGAGCACCAGGACUGUAAUGGCAAGUCGGCUUCAGGGCGCCUGGCCCAGGCCCUACGCCCCGAUGAGCCCCCACUGGAGGGGGAUGACGCCGAUGACGAGGGCAACCUGAGCAAAGCAGAACGGGUCCGUGCAUGGAUCCGAGCCCGGCUCCCUGCCUGCUGCCGUGAGCGUGACUCUUGGUCUGCCUACAUCUUCCCUCCUCAGUCCAGGUUCCGCCUCCUGUGCCACCGGAUUAUCACCCACAAGAUGUUUGACCACGUGGUCCUCGUCAUCAUCUUCCUCAACUGCAUCACCAUUGCCAUGGAGCGCCCCAAAAUCGAUCCCCACAGUGCUGAACGCAUCUUCCUGACCUUCUCCAACUACGUCUUCACCGCAGUCUUCCUGGCUGAGAUGACAGUGAAGGUGGUGGCACUGGGCUGGUGCUUCGGGGAGCAGGCAUACCUGCGCAGCAGUUGGAACGUGCUGGAUGGGCUGCUGGCGCUCAUCUCUGUCAUCGACAUCCUGGUGUCCAUGGUCUCUGACAGUGGCACCAAGAUCCUGGGCAUGCUGAGGGUGCUGCGGCUGCUGCGGACCCUGCGCCCGCUCAGGGUAAUCAGCCGGGCACAGGGGCUGAAGCUGGUGGUAGAGACACUGAUGUCCUCACUGAAGCCCAUCGGCAACAUCGUGGUCAUCUGUUGUGCCUUCUUCAUCAUUUUUGGCAUCCUAGGGGUGCAGCUCUUCAAAGGGAAGUUCUUUGUGUGCCUGGGCGAGGACACCAGGAACAUCACCAACAAAUCUGACUGUGCCGAGGCCAGUUACCGGUGGGUCCGGCACAAGUACAACUUUGACAACCUCGGCCAGGCUCUGAUGUCCUUGUUCGUGCUGGCAUCCAAAGAUGGUUGGGUGGACAUCAUGUACGAUGGGCUGGACGCUGUGGGUGUGGACCAGCAGCCCAUCAUGAACCACAACCCCUGGAUGCUGCUGUACUUCAUCUCGUUCCUGCUCAUUGUGGCCUUCUUUGUCCUGAACAUGUUUGUGGGCGUGGUGGUGGAGAACUUUCACAAGUGUCGGCAGCACCAGGAGGAGGAGGAAGCCCGGCGGCGGGAGGAGAAGCGUCUGCGGAGACUGGAGAAAAAGAGAAGGAAUCUAAUGCUGGACGAUGUAAUUGCUUCCGGCAGCUCAGCCAGCGCUGCGUCAGAAGCCCAGUGCAAACCCUACUAUUCAGACUACUCCCGCUUCCGGCUCCUUGUCCACCACUUGUGCACCAGCCACUACCUGGAUCUCUUCAUCACAGGUGUCAUCGGGCUGAAUGUGGUCACUAUGGCCAUGGAGCACUACCAGCAGCCCCAGAUCUUGGAUGAGGCUCUGAAGAUCUGCAACUACAUCUUCACUGUCAUCUUUGUCUUGGAGUCAGUUUUCAAACUUGUGGCCUUUGGUUUCCGUCGGUUCUUUCAGGACAGGUGGAACCAGCUGGACCUGGCCAUUGUGCUGCUAUCUAUCAUGGGCAUCACACUGGAGGAGAUAGAGGUCAAUGCCUCGCUGCCCAUCAACCCCACCAUCAUCCGCAUCAUGAGGGUGCUGCGCAUUGCCCGAGUGCUGAAGCUGCUGAAGAUGGCUGUGGGCAUGCGGGCACUGUUGGACACGGUGAUGCAGGCCCUGCCCCAGGUGGGGAACCUGGGACUGCUCUUCAUGUUGUUGUUUUUCAUCUUUGCAGCUCUGGGCGUGGAGCUCUUUGGAGACCUGGAGUGUGAUGAGACACACCCCUGCGAGGGCCUGGGCCGGCAUGCCACGUUCCGGAACUUUGGCAUGGCCUUCCUGACCCUCUUCCGAGUCUCCACAGGUGACAACUGGAAUGGCAUUAUGAAGGACACCCUCCGGGACUGUGACCAGGAGUCCACCUGCUACAACACGGUCAUCUCACCCAUCUACUUCGUGUCCUUCGUGCUGACGGCCCAGUUUGUGCUGGUGAACGUGGUGAUUGCCGUGCUGAUGAAGCAUUUGGAGGAGAGCAACAAGGAGGCCAAGGAGGAGGCCGAGCUGGAGGCCGAGCUGGAGCUGGAGAUGAAGACCCUCAGCCCCCAGCCCCACUCGCCACUGGGCAGCCCCUUCCUCUGGCCUGGGGUCACGGGUCCUGACAGCCCUGACAGCCCUGAUCCUGGGGCCCUGCGCACCCAGGCCCAUGCAGCCUCCCGUCUUUCCCUCGAGCAUCCCUUGGACAGACAGCUGUUUGACACCAUGUCCCUGCUGAUCCAGGGCUCCCUGGAGGGGGAGCUGAAGCUGAUGGACGAGCUGGCAGGCCCAGGGGGCCAGCCCUCUGCCUUCCCUUCUGCCCCCAGCUGGGGCGGCUCCGACCCACAGAUCCCUCUAGCUGAGAUGGAGGCUCUGUCUCUGACGUCAGAGAUUGUGUCUGAACCAUCCUGCUCUCUAGCUCUGACGGAUGACUCUUUGCCUGAUGACAUUCACACACUCUUACUUAGUGCCCCGGAGAGCAAUAUGGAGCCCCACCCUGAAAAGACUCCUGUUACGCUGGGACCGGACUUACUGACUGUGUGGAAGUCUGGGGUCAGCCGAACGCACUCUCUGCCUAAUGAUAGCUACAUGUGUCGCGGUGGGAGCACUGCUGAAAGGUCCCUGGGACGCAGGGGAUGGCGGUUCCCCAAAGCUCAGUCAGGCUCUGUCUUGUCUGUUCACUCCCAACCAGCAGACACCAGCUAUACCCCACAGCUUCCCAAAGAUGCGCCCCACCUGUUCCAACCCCAUUGUGCCCUCAUGUGGGGUACCAUCCCCAAACUGCCCCCACCGGGCCGCUCCCCUUUGGCUCAAAGGCCACUCAGGCGCCAGGCAGCAAUAAGGACUGAUUCCUUGGAUGUUCAGGGCCUGGGCAGCCGGGAGGACCUGCUGUCAGAGGUGAGUGGGCCUUCCCCACCUCUGGCCCGCGCCUACUCCUUCUGGGGCCAGUCCCGCAUCCAAGUGCAGCAGCAUCCCCGCAACCAGAGCAAGAUCUCGAAGCACAUGCCCCUGCCAGCCCCUUGCCCACGUCCAGAGCCCAACUGGGGCAAGGACCCUCCGGAGACCAGAAGCAGCUUAGAGUUGGACACGGAGCUGAGCUGGAUUUCAGGAGACCUCCUGCCCACUGGCGGCCAGGAGGAGGCCCCAUCCCCACGGGACCUGAAGAAGUGCUACAGCGUGGAAGCCCAGAGCUGCCAGCGCCGGCCUGUGUCUUGGCUAGAUGAACAGAGGAGACACUCCAUUGCCGUCAGCUGCCUGGACAGCGGCUCCCAGCCCCGCCUGGGCCCAGGCCCCUCGAACCUUGGGGGCCAGCCUCUUGGGGGGCCCGGAAGCCGGCCCAAGAAAAAACUCAGCCCGCCCAGUAUUUCCAUAGACCCCCCCGAGAGCCAAGGCCCUCGGCCCCCACCCAGCCCUGGCGUCUGCCUCCGGAGAAGGGCUCCAUCCAGUGAGUCCAAGGACCCCUUGGCCUCUGGCCCCCCUGACAGCAUGGCUGCCUCACCCUCCCCAAAGAAAGACGUGCUGAGUCUCUCCGGUUUAUCCUCAGACCCAGCAGACCUGGAGCCCUGAGUCCUGCCCCACUCUCCCACUCACCUUUCUCCACUGGGUGCCAAAUCCUAGCUCCUCCUCCUGGGCUAUGUUCCUGAAAAAAGUUCCAUAUAGACACCAAGGAGGCGUUCCUCCCUGCCUCGGUGGCUCUGGGCACCUGCAAGCAGAACUUCCAAAGAGAGUUAUAAAACAGUAGCUCUGGCACCUCUGGAUGCAAAAGAGAGGCCCAGUGCAGCUGAGGUUCCCGACACCAGGAGCUGUUGGGAGAAAGCAAUACGUUUGUGCAGAAUCUCUAUGUAUAUUCUAUUUUAUUAAAUUAAUUGAAUCUAG